CUGGGUGUGGGGUGCGCCGCACCGGCGGGGAGGCCGCGUCGGAGCGAGCGGAGGGUCCGGUCGGACGUGGGCUGCGCGCCGAGCCGCGGCAGAGACUCCGGGACCCCGAGACCCGCCCUCCCGGGCCGGCCCCGCCCAGUUCCCCAGCGACGGCCGCUUCCUGGUCCCCGGCGCAACCAUGGCCGAAGAGCAACCUCAGGUCGAGCUGUUCGUGAAGGCUGGCAGUGAUGGGGCGAAGAUUGGGAACUGCCCCUUCUCCCAGAGACUCUUCAUGGUGCUCUGGCUCAAGGGAGUCACCUUCAACGUCACCACCGUGGACACCAAGAGACGGACAGAGACCGUACAGAAGCUCUGCCCUGGUGGACAGCUCCCGUUCCUGCUCUAUGGCACCGAAGUGCACACGGAUACCAACAAGAUCGAGGAAUUCCUGGAAGCCGUGCUGUGCCCUCCCAGGUACCCAAAGCUGGCUGCUAGGAACCCCGAGUCCAACACCUCAGGGCUGGACAUAUUUGCCAAGUUUUCUGCCUACAUCAAGAACUCAAACCCGGCCCUCAAUGACAAUCUAGAGAAGGGGCUCCUGAAAGCCCUGAAGGUGCUGGACAAUUACUUGAUGUCCCCCCUCCCGGAAGAGGUGGACGAAACCAGCGCUGAAGAUGAGGGCGUCUCCCAGAGAAAGUUUCUGGAUGGCAAUGAGCUCACCCUGGCUGACUGUAACCUGCUGCCCAAGCUCCACAUCGUCCAGGUGGUGUGUAAGAAGUACCGAGGCUUCACCAUCCCGGAGGCGUUCCGCGGCGUGCACCGGUACCUGAGCAACGCCUACGCUCGCGAAGAGUUCGCCUCCACCUGUCCAGACGACGAGGAGAUCGAGCUGGCCUACGAGCAGGUGGCCAGGGCCCUCAAAUGAGCGCCUCUCCAAGGGGCCCCCGCCCACCCUCUCCACGGAGGCGCCGGGGCUUCCGCGUUGCUACCUAAUGGACACACUCCAAAACAGCCGGUGGGCUGGACCUCCGGGGCUCUGUGCAGGGCUGCGGGGAGCCGUGGGGAAGGGACAGGGGACCAGGCGGAGGUUUUUAGGGUGGGGUGGGGUGGGUAGGACUGCGUUAUUUCAGUAAUAAAAUACAGAGUGAAAA
Meriones unguiculatus (Mongolian gerbil) is the source of this 1130-nucleotide messenger RNA. RefSeq names its product chloride intracellular channel 1 (gene Clic1). Lineage: Eukaryota; Metazoa; Chordata; Mammalia; Rodentia; Muridae. The coding region runs from base 179 to 904 and encodes 241 amino acids. The transcript has 6 exons. The record is from RefSeq and is a predicted model, not a curated record.